GCGAGGGCGCUGUCCGGAGAGCGUUCCAUCCGGUCCAGCAGCUCCGUUGCUACGUCACCACAUUGCACCGAAUACCGAUGGCACAGCGUGUAAAAGCGUGAAGCUGUUCUCCAGAAAAACACUGCCAGAAACUUAUGCAAGAUGAGGGAAGCGUGUGUGUUUCUGUGUCUCCUCCUGAGCUGCAGCCAGGCAGCCAGACAAGGACAGGACAUCAGAUGUGGAGCCUGCAGAGCUCUGGUAGAUGAGAUGGAGUGGGCCAUCUCCCAAGUAGAUCCAAAGAAAAUGAUCCAGACGGGAUCCUUCAGGAUCAACCCGGACGGCAGCCAGUCCAUCAGAGAGGUUCCUCUAGCCCGCUCAGAGGGAAACCUCCUGGAGCUGAUGGAGAUGGUGUGUGAGAGGAUGGUGGACUACGGCGAGCUCGCCGAUUCUUCCACACACAGGAAGUCCUACGUUAGGAUAAAGUCUCGGAGCGGCGAGCCCAUGGACCUCUCAGAGGCUUCGCUGGAUUCAAGAGUUACAGGCAGUUUAAAAUUUGCAUGUGAAACAAUUGUUGAGCAGCAUGAAGAUGAAGUCAUUGAAUUCUUCGCUCACGAGAACGAUAAUGUCAAAGACAAACUCUGCAGCAAGAGGACAGACCUCUGUGACCAUGCUCUGGAAAUGCACCACGAUGAACUUUGAUAUCAUCUCCCCAUGGCUGCCGUGACGUUGGGUGCUGUAAUGUUUUCAGUUUUCUCUUAUCCCCGGUUUACACCAAGGCGGUGGUGGAAGAUGUAGCUAUACAAAUUAUUAUGUUAGAUAAUAGAAAAUCCACCUGAAAGUAAAAGUGACAAUUUAAGGACCAGUUUUUGCCAUUUUUUAGCCGUAUCUCUUUGGAUUAUCUUGUCACUUGUUUAUAUACUGUAAGUAUUAUUUAGUUUUUAAUGCUCACUAAUAUUUAUUGAACUGUCCAAGAUCACAGGAAUAACUUCUUUUGGUUGAAUAUUCCAUCACAUUAAACUGAAAAGUUAAAGACACAUUAUGUAAGAUCAGAAAUUAAGAUUAUUUGAGUGUUGUCCAAAUGACAAAAUGUGCCUUUAUUACUGAACAAAUGUUUCCCUCCAUGUAAUGUCUCUUCAAAGAUCGAUCCCACCAUUACCCCCUUGGUAUUGUUACUGUUGAUGUGAAAUGUAUUACAGUUAAGAAAACAGAUAAAAUGUUGCUGCUAAGGUGGGUUGGGGGUUUGAUGCUAAAAAUGUCCUCAUGAACUGAUCAAACAUAUUCCACCAGAGAAAUUGGCAUCUGAAGAUCAAUUGAAAGUUGCAGCAAAGUCAAAAAAAAGAAGUUGGGAAAACUUCAACCACUGCUUUGUGUGAAAUUAUGAAUUCAAACUUAAUUUUGUAGCGUCUUUGUAGCCUAUACACUUUUAAAACACUAGACUUUCAUUUUUGUCUGACAACAAAGUAUUGACUUGUAAAAUGUACUUAAUGUUAAUAGUAAUGUCUGAAAAGGUCUACUUUCCCUCCAUGCUGCCCUUCUGAUCUAGAGCAGAAAAAUAUCUUUAAACACAAAUAUAUAUAAAAGAAGUAUAGAAUAGUUUAUAGCUUCAGGAGCAGGCAAAGGUCACCUCUUCUUUUAAAUAAAUAUUACAAAAACCAGCUGCAAUCCUGCAGUCAAUUUCUAUUUUCUUCAGUCUAGUUACACUGAACUCCAGUCUGAACUCCAGUGUAACACCACUAGAGUGAGCUGUAGUCCACAAUCUGAUAGUUGAGUCCAAAUUAAAGAAUCAUACUCAGUUGGAAAGUCUUCAUGCUGUACUGUCGAUGUAGAGAAAAAGUAUUUUUGGUAUCAUUUAUUUUUCAAUGUGAAAAAAAAUGAACUUGCUGUCUCAUGUGAACAUUCUUCUGAUAUUUUCCUUUUUUAUACAUAAAACUUUUGUAAGUUC
Messenger RNA from Sebastes umbrosus (honeycomb rockfish), 1921 nucleotides. It is a transcript of the gene cnpy2, whose product is annotated as canopy FGF signaling regulator 2. Bases 142 to 678 code for a protein of 178 amino acids. Gene Ontology annotation, cellular component: endoplasmic reticulum. The transcript is spliced from 6 exons. Lineage: Eukaryota; Metazoa; Chordata; Actinopteri; Perciformes; Sebastidae. The record is from RefSeq and is a predicted model, not a curated record.